AAUAUGACUACGUCGCAUAACGCAGCGGAGUCUCAUAAUAUUUUCCGGUUUAACAAAUUACAUGAACAAUAUUUCGCCCCCCGCCACAGCGCGAGCGACCUUUCGCGCGCUGCAACUGACAUUUCACCGCGUUUUGGCGGCAAACGCGCGCGUCAGUCUACAUUCAGCCUAGUUUUGUUAGUAAAAAUAUUUAUUGUUAUCUGUGCAGCAGUUGUGAUUUAAUAUUUUACGUCAAAAUUAAUUUAGUUUAUUUAGUGUUUUGUUGCAAAUAAAAUGGACAAUAAGUGACAAUUUAUAGUGUUGGCAAUUUAGUGUGUUUAGAAAUUAUAUUUCGCCGGCAAUAUUCAGAUGGCUAAACAAGAAUGUAUCACCGCGGGAGGAAGAAAAUGAGGCAAUUUAUCAUCAGCACCCUCCUCGUGCUGAGCUGUCCAGCAUUCUCCCACGCCAAGUCCAUCGUCUCCACGCAGACACCCACCAAGUAUGGAGAGGACAACCUCGACAACAGCAUUAUCGACUUCGACGAGGAGUACUCACUCAAGUACAAUAAGAAGUAUGGAAUGAUACCAUGGAACUCUAACGAAAACUUCAACAAAGAAUCACAUAGAUAUACCAUAAUUAAGGACUUUGAUAAGAAAGUAGAUAGUAAUAGGAAUAGAACUGAAACCAAAUUAGACAUAACGUCUACCACAGAUUAUAGUGUCAUACCAUUAGAACUGUUAAGUACAACUGAGAAUGUUUUCGGAAGUUUAUUCGAGAGUACAAUCGAACCAGACUUGACGGUGAUACCGCUGUCUACCACGAGGAAGGCGCCCAAAGUAAUCAUAGAAGAAACGGUAACCUUACCGAGCUCUACGCCGGAGACAGACACAUCAACGUAUUACAGUGACGAUGAAACAACCACAGCCACUGAUAGUCCUGUCACAGAGAGAUACACAAUCAAACAAGCAGACUCUGAAACUACAACAGUAACAUACGAUACUACCACGGACGUCACUGAGCUGAGCACUUAUUUCCCUGCCACGAAUGCUACUGAAGCACACUUAGAAACAUCAACAGUAACCGUGGCCAACACAACCAAAGCAGCAAAUCUAAGCAGACUUGACUUCGGUUCUGACGAAGAUUCAGACGUGCCCAUCUUCACAGAACUAGACACAGAAGUACAGGAAGAAGUACCAGAAGAUUAUUAUGAUGCUAAGGACGUGGUUCCAACGACUGUGCCGAAGACUGAUGCGCUGUCCGUGAUAUUUGGGCUCGCAGGCAGUGUGGUUGAGAGUGUAGUGGAGAGUGUCGCUGAGAGAGUGGUGCCCAAGGGUAUAGUGGACUUGUUCAGGAGGAUGCAGAGGCAGAGUGAGAUGUUGGAGGCAGAGAGGCUCAGGAGUCGGGAGGAAAACGGUGGAAUUGGUCAGUUUGGCCGUGGUAUCCUGAAGACCAUCUCCUCAGGCAUCAGCAAGCCGCUCAGUCAGCUGAUGGCCGGAGCCAGGGACAUUGGUUCCCUGGACAACGACCGAGGGUUCGUGGCGAGCUUGGCGUCAGGAGUCACCAGCGUGGCCAAUGUAGCCAACUCCCUCGCAGACACCUUCAAAGAUCGGGUGCAGGCUAUUUAUCCAGGAACGGUAUGGUGCGGAGACGGGCGGUCGGCCACGGCUCGCUCCAGCGACCUGGGGCUGUUCUUCUUCACCGACACGUGCUGCCGCCAGCACGAUGCCUGCAAGCUGUACAUCAAGGCUGGAGAGACCAAAUAUGGACUCACGAAUACUGGACUGUUUACCAGGUCUCACUGCAGCUGCGACGCGAAGUUCCGCGAGUGUCUCCGGCGCACCAACUCCCUGGUGUCAGCUCAGAUCGGAGUCACCUACUUCAACAUCCUCGGCCCGCAGUGCUUCAGGAACGCGCAUCCCAUCGUCAAGUGCGUGAGGAAGACCAGGAUAACGGGACAGAAAUGUGAAGAGUACGAGCUGGACUACACGAAGCCAAAAAUGUGGCAGUGGUUCGACAACGAGACCUUCUGAUCAUGGUUUCGAGAAGACACGAAGUUACCACCUUCUCAGUAGACCGGAGAAGACCUGGCUUCUCAGUAGACCAGAGAAGACAGUCUUCCGUCUACUAUGGACACGAGAAUAACGUCAAAGAUCUGAUAUCUUUCGUAAAAGAUAUUGUGUCAUCUUUUGUGGAAAGAUGACGUCCAGUUUUUGGUUACAGUUAGACGCAUUUUUGCGCCACUACCUAGGACCGGUCUUGCCGAAAAUAAAUAUAGGAUUCUAACUUAACAAAAGGGUAAUUUCAUACAAUAAUAGUACAAAUAUUACUAAAAGAUCUAACAUGUAUGGAAAACCUUUUUUAGCAGCAGAAGUUAAACGAAAGCAUUGGUUUUAAUUGGCAAUAUCCCUAUUACCAUGUGUUUUAGAGGAUCAAACAGGAAUCUCACAGACUACAUAGUGUCUUGCCUAAUUAAAACCUCGAUAACAAUUUUGUUAAGUGACGUAGAUGAGUUGUGUGCAUAAAAAUUCUGGCGUGGUCAGAGCCGUAUUUAACCUAAAGAGCGCCCAAGGCAAGCGCCUAAUAAGCGCCCCUAUUUUUUUUUGGCACCACUGUCAUUCUAUUGGCAAUUGGGUACGUGCGUGCCGUGGCGCUCUUUUUUAACCUGGCGCCCUAGGCACUUGCUUGUCUUAAGGGUAAUGCUGCCCUGAUGCAUGGUCCCAUUGUUGAGAUGCACACGUAGGUAAUAUUUGCAGCUAAUGUAAAUAGUACGGUUAAGUUUUAAUAUUUAUUCCUUAAGAGACAAUCUCCCAUUCGUAUCGAGAAAGAUUUAUACUCAAUAAGAUAGAUUGUAAGCGUUUUUUUUAAUAUAAUAGACAAUAAUAAUCAUGAAAGUACAA
Molecule: messenger RNA, 2876 nt
Organism: Spodoptera frugiperda (fall armyworm)
Lineage: Eukaryota; Metazoa; Arthropoda; Insecta; Lepidoptera; Noctuidae
Product: chondroitin proteoglycan 1
Exons: 6
Coding region: 363-2009 (548 amino acids)
Biological process (GO): phospholipid metabolic process; arachidonate secretion
Source: RefSeq, a predicted model, not a curated record